This is a messenger RNA of Ilex paraguariensis (yerba mate), 755 nucleotides long. NCBI's taxonomy places the organism in Eukaryota, Viridiplantae, Streptophyta, Magnoliopsida, Aquifoliales, Aquifoliaceae. The record is from the annotation of a GenBank genome assembly.
GUUCUAUCCUAUCACCGAACUAUUCAAUCCCCGAACUUACCAACAUACCUGCGAGCUAUAAAUUCCCGAUUUUCACAUCCAAAGUUGUUCACAUCUUAACCAUUCUCUCCAACGCUCUCCGAAUUUAUAAGUUUGACAAUUUCCUUUCGAAACGCUACGUUUCAGAACUUGUUAGGGUUCCAGAGAGAUCAAUCUCUUCGAAAUGGAGUCUGGGAAGAUAACCAAGGGCGCAGGGGGAAGGAGAGGCGGAGAUAGGAAGAAGGCGGUCCAGAAGUCGGUGAAGGCCGGACUUCAGUUUCCCGUCGGAAGGAUUGCGAGGUUUUUAAAGAAGGGUCGCUAUGCUCAGCGUACCGGUGUCGGAGCUCCGAUCUAUCUCGCCGCUGUUCUUGAAUACCUCGCUGCUGAGGUGUUGGAACUGGCUGGGAAUGCGGCGAGGGACAACAAAAAGAACAGGAUCAACCCAAGGCACGUGCUUUUGGCAGUGAGGAAUGAUGAGGAGUUAGGGAAAUUGCUACAAGGAGUUACAAUUGCAAGUGGAGGUGUUCUUCCAAACAUUAACCCUGUUCUGUUGCCUAAGAAAUCAACUACUGGCGAACAUAAGGCUUCUCAUCCCAAGUCUCCCAAGGAGGCCUAGACUGUGUUGAAAUGCAGUGGUCUUGGUGUUAGGUUUACUUUUAGUUAGCAGUAGUGGUAUUAGUAAUUUGCAUUUCUGAUGUAAUUUUGUUAUAAAUAUAGUUUGGGAAAUGCAAUGAGUU